Messenger RNA from Sus scrofa (pig), 2098 nucleotides. It is a transcript of the gene RARS1, whose product is annotated as arginyl-tRNA synthetase 1. Gene Ontology annotation, cellular component: cytoplasm. Gene Ontology annotation, biological process: arginyl-tRNA aminoacylation. Gene Ontology annotation, molecular function: arginine-tRNA ligase activity; ATP binding. The record is from RefSeq and is marked provisional. Lineage: Eukaryota; Metazoa; Chordata; Mammalia; Artiodactyla; Suidae.
AGGACGCUGGCGAGAGGAUGGACGGCUUAGUCGCUGCCUGCUCCGCGCGGCUGCUGCAGCAGGAGAAAGAGAUUAAGUUUCUGACUGCUGAAAUUGAUCGGUUGAAAAAUUGUAGCUGUUCAGAAGCUUCUUCAAAUUUGGAGCGAUUGCGGGAGGAAAAUUUAAAAUUAAAGUAUCGGCUGAAUAUCCUUCAAAAAAGUCUUCAAGCAGAAAGGAACAAACCAAGUAAAAAUAUGAUUAACAUCAUUAGUGGCCUACAAGAGGUCUUUGGUUGUGCCAUUAAAGCUGCGUAUCCAGAUUUGGAAAACCCUCCGCUGAUAGUGACACCAAGUCAACAGCCCAAGUUCGGGGACUAUCAGUGUAACAGUGCUAUGGGCAUUUCUCAGAUGCUCAAAACAAAGGAACAGAAAGUUAACCCAAGAGAAAUUGCUGAAAACAUUACCAAAAAUCUUCCAGACAAUGAAUAUAUUGAAAAAGUUGAAAUUGCUGGUCCCGGUUUCAUUAAUAUUCACUUAAAGAAAAGCUUUGUAUCACAACAGCUGACCAAUCUCUUGGUGAAUGGUGUUCAACUACCUGCCAUCGGAGCAAACAAAAAGGUUAUAGUAGACUUUUCCUCUCCCAACAUAGCUAAAGAGAUGCACGUAGGCCAUCUCAGGUCAACGAUCAUAGGAGAGAGCAUGAGCCGCCUCUUUGAGUUUGCAGGAUAUGACGUGCUGCGGAUAAACCAUGUAGGAGAUUGGGGGACCCAGUUUGGCAUGCUCAUUGCUCACCUGCAAGAUAAGUUUCCGGAUUACCUGAGAGUCUCACCUCCUAUUGGGGAUCUCCAGGCUUUUUAUAAGGAAUCCAAGAAGAGAUUUGAUACUGAGGAGGAAUUUAAGAAGCGAGCGUAUCAAUGUGUAGUAUUGCUCCAGAGUAAAAAUCCAGACAUCUUAAAAGCUUGGAAGCUUAUCUGUGAUGUCUCCCGCCAAGAGUUCAGUAAAAUCUAUGAGGCAUUGGACAUCUCUUUAAUAGAGAGAGGGGAAUCCUUCUAUCAAGAUAGAAUGAAUGAUAUUGUAAAGGAAUUUGAAGAUAGAGGAUUUGUACAAGUGGAUGAUGGCAGAAAGAUUGUGUUUGUUCCAGGAUGUCCUGUACCAUUAACCAUAGUAAAAUCAGAUGGAGGGUAUACCUAUGAUACAUCUGACCUGGCUACUAUAAAGCAAAGACUGUUUGAGGAAAAAGCAGAUAUGAUCAUCUAUGUGGUAGACAGUGGACAAUCUUUGCACUUCCAGGCAGUAUUUGGUGCUGCUCAAAUGAUGGGUUGGUAUGACCCUGAAGUAACUCGAGUGUCUCAUGCUGGAUUUGGUGUGGUGCUGGGGGAAGACAAGAAGAAGUUUAAAACACGAUCAGGUGAAACAGUACGCCUCAUAGACCUUCUGGAAGAAGGACUAAAACGCUCCAUGGACAAAUUGAAGGAAAAGGAAAGAGACAAGGUCUUAACCGCAGAGGAAUUGAAGGCUGCUCAGACGUCUGUUGCUUACGGCUGUAUCAAAUAUGCUGAUCUUUCCCAUAACCGCCUGAAUGACUAUAUCUUCUCCUUUGACAAAAUGCUGGAUGAUAGAGGAAAUACAGCUGCUUACUUGUUGUAUGCCUUCACUAGAAUCAGAUCUAUUGCCCGUCUCGCCAAUAUUGAUGAAGAGAUGCUCCAGAAAGCUGCUCGAGAGACCAAGAUCAUUUUGGACCAUGAGAAGGAAUGGAAACUAGGCCGGUGCAUCUUACGGUUCCCUGAGGUUCUGCAGAAGAUUUUAGAUGACUUAUUUCUGCACACUCUCUGUGAUUAUAUCUAUGAGCUGGCAACUACUUUCACAGAAUUCUACGAUAGCUGCUAUUGUGUGGAAAAAGAUCGACAGACUGGAGAAGUACUGAAGGUGAACAUGUGGCGUUUGCUGCUGUGCAAAGCAGUAGCUGCUGUCAUGGCCAAGGGGUUUGAUAUCCUGGGAAUAAAGCCUGUCCAAAGAAUGUAAUCCUCCUUAGGUUCAAACACUGUGUGUUUUUACCAAAGUGGCCAUUGGCAUUGUUUGCUUUUUUACAAUCAUGUGGAUAUAAAAACAAGUAAAAGAAA